CACCGCCGCUGGGAGCCGCUUCUGGGAACGUUUCGGGAACCUGGAGCCACGGAGGGGAACAACGUCAAACUAAAGGUUCGUUCUGCUCUUCAUUCCAGUCAGAUCCCGGUUCAGCCUGGUUCUGGUUCUGGUUCUGGUUCCUGAGUCCCAACGGAACAUUUUCAGACUUCAGGAUCAGUUUGUGCCUGCAGGGAGAGGAGAUGGAGGUUUGCCACACUGGAUUCUACACUGAGGACUUCAGCACGCAGGAAGUGCCUGCAGGAUUCGACUUUGCGUUUUAUGACUGUCCCGGUGAAGACCCGUCCCUCCUGUUGGACAGUAAAGCCUUCGGGCCGCAGCAGUACUUCUCAGAACCGCCUAAAGCUCCAAGUCUUUACCACCACAGCAAAGGUACCGCCGAUACCGGACUCUUCAACCUGGACUCACACCAGGACUUUACCUGGUUGUACCCGGACGACGGUCUGACUCUGGACCAGAACCAAGCUGGGUACCAGGAGGCCCUGCAGACCUACCAGAACCUGCCUCAGGCCGGACCGUUCAGCCCGGGCCUGGAGGGCAGCCACAGCCCGUUUCUGACCCGAAAAGGAGCCAACCCGUUCCAGAAUCAAAGUGAUCAGAGUUUCUACGACUCAGACGGACGCAGACAGGUUUCCUCCUUCUGGCCUGAAUAUUCACCUCCCAGCUUCUCCUGCACCCCGCUUCACCCUCCUCCUCCUCCAUCAUCUUCAUCAUCAUCACCACCAUCAUCAUCAUCAUCCUGCCCCUCCAACCCUCAGCCUGCAGAGCUCUACUGCCCCCGUGUGGCCAAACGCAAAAACACACACCUGCAGAGGCCGGAGAGGGAGGGCCAGGUAACAGGAAUGUCAGCGUAUCCAGGUUCUGGUCCCAUCCAGCUGUGGCAGUUUCUACUGGAGCUUCUUCUGGACUCGGCCUGCAGGACCUUCAUCUCCUGGACCGGAGACGGAUGGGAGUUCAAGAUGUCUGAUCCCACCGAGGUGGCCAAGCGCUGGGGUCAGUGCAAGAACAAGCCGAAGAUGAACUACGAGAAGCUGAGCCGCGGCCUGCGCUACUACUACCACAAGAACAUCAUCCACAAGACGGCGGGCAAACGCUACGUCUACCGCUUCGUCUGCGACAUGCAGGGCAUGCUGGGAAAAACGGCGCAGGAAGUCCUGAGCAGCCUGAACGUCUCGCCCUCAAACACAGAGACAUGGCCGGCGUCCGGGGCGGCGGCGCCGGCCGAGCCCAGCGGCGGGCCCUGGUGAGGGCCGGGUCCGACAGGGUCCAACUGGUCCGACUGGGUCCAACUGGGUCCGACUGGGUCCAACUGGGUCUGACCGGGUCCGACCGGGUCCAUCUGGGUCUGACCGGGUCUGACGGGUCCGACCGGGUCCAUCUGGGUCUGACCGGGUCUGACCGGGUCCGACCGGGUCCAUCUGGGUCUGACCGGGUCUGACCGGGUCCGACCGGGUCCAACUGGGUCCGACCAGAUCCAACUGGGUCCGACUGGGUCCGACCGGGUCCAACUGGGUCCGACUGGGUCCGACCGGGUCCAUCUGGGUCUGACCGGGUCCAACUGGGUCCAACUGGGUCCAACUGGGUCCAACCGGGUCCAACCGGGUCCGACCGGGUCCAACUGGGUCCAACUGGGUCCAACCGGGUCCAACCGGGCCGGGUACUCUGGCAGAACCAGAACAUCCUCAGAGGAUAAAUCUGCUUCAGGAAAUGUCGAGACGCUUCAUUUCAGAGAAACAGCAACAACCAAAACAAACAAAUCAACUUUUUUAAUAAAAACUUUGUUCAAACCAGAGAAGAUCUCCGAACCGCAUUUCACCCGAUGCCCAGAGGACAAGAGUAAAUAUUGUUUAUAAGACUAUCUGGUAGAGUUUUGUGCAUUAUUAUUAUUAUUAUUAUUAUUUUGAUACAAAACUCAUUUCUACCUCCUUUGCUGCAGGGAAGAACAACCUGGUGUUUGGUUCAGACACCGGGAGAAAAUAUUUUGAUGAGUUUCUGAUGAAUAUUUGUGUAAAUAAAACUAUUUCAGGGGAAAAUUGUGUUGAGGUUUGUUAUAUCUUUGAACCAGCAGGUGGCGCUGUUGGCUGAUUCCUCCUAUUUCACUGCAUCUUCCAUGACAAUAAAACAACAUGAAGGUUUUCUGGAUGAGGAUUCGGCGGUUCUGAAGCGUCACAGGGAAUAAACUGGAAACGUUGAGUUGAUUCAUUUGGGUCAGUUUGAUAAAAGGUUGUGAAGUUUUUACUGGAAACAUUUAAUCUAGAAACAAGGAAAUUUCACCAAGUAUGAUGUCUGAACAUGACUGAACAUAUUUUGGUUGUUUGUUGAUGAAUUGUGGAUUUUUUUACAAGUUUAUUAUAAAUGAGGUUUUUACUGAAAAAGAAAAUCAUUA
Messenger RNA from Poeciliopsis prolifica (blackstripe livebearer), 2404 nucleotides. Its product is annotated as protein C-ets-1-like. The transcript has 7 exons. Gene Ontology annotation, molecular function: sequence-specific DNA binding; DNA-binding transcription factor activity, RNA polymerase II-specific. Gene Ontology annotation, biological process: cell differentiation; regulation of transcription by RNA polymerase II. Bases 201 to 1265 code for a protein of 354 amino acids. Lineage: Eukaryota; Metazoa; Chordata; Actinopteri; Cyprinodontiformes; Poeciliidae. The record is from RefSeq and is a predicted model, not a curated record. Gene Ontology annotation, cellular component: nucleus.